Messenger RNA from Prunus armeniaca (apricot), 186 nucleotides. NCBI's taxonomy places the organism in Eukaryota, Viridiplantae, Streptophyta, Magnoliopsida, Rosales, Rosaceae. The record is from the annotation of a GenBank genome assembly.
AUGUUGGAAGUGGUUGCUUUGCAAAAGGAACAAGAGAAUAUGGAAGGAGAAACGAGUAAACAUCGUGGUGUUGUCCAAGGUCAUGCAUAUAUCGACAGAGGACGACUACAAGGGCACCAAAGACUCUAUGAUGAUUAUUUGGAAUGUGUGAUGAGGAAAGACUAUAUUAUACUCAACUUAGAAUGA